Messenger RNA from Chara braunii, 3819 nucleotides. The record is from the annotation of a GenBank genome assembly. Lineage: Eukaryota; Viridiplantae; Streptophyta; Charophyceae; Charales; Characeae.
GGACGGACGGACGGACGGACGAGUGGAGAAAUUCUGACGUCGUCGAAUGGGAAUUGCAGGUGAGUUAGAUAUCGAAUAUUCAUUCUUCGGUGAUAUCUCGAUCCGCUUCUCUGUUGUUUUCUUUGAUUCUGGAACGACGUUCUUGCUAUCCGAAAGGCAAAACAGCUUCCGCGUCGACACGAGAGUCGCGGAGGAAAGCACACCGUCGUCGGCCGCGGAAGUGUUGUAGUAGCAGAGAAGCGGAAGGAGUAGGAGUUCUGUAGGUAGUAAUGGCAGGUACAUGUCUUCAUUGUCGUUAUCCUUGUGCUCCUCCUCGUCCUCCUCCUCCUCCUCCUCUUCCUCCUCGUCGACGUAGUAGUAGUAGUAGUAGUAGUAGUAGUAGUAGUAGUAGAGAUUGUAGUGGGGGGUAGAAUGAAAGGGGCACCAUCCAGAAGAAGUGAAAAGGACCGUGCAAGAAUCUUGCUCCCUCGGCCGCUGGAUCGCUGUCGUUCUUAUAGAGAGGCAGUGAUUUGAGAGGUCGGCGUUGACGGCUGGGGAGGGGGAGAGAGUGGAAACCUGGCGACAUUGGCCCGGUCGAGUACUGUUACUUGGUGCAACCUUACCCUUGUCUAUUCCCUGUGGACCCUCAUCUCUCUGCUCCCCGUGCGCGCCCCUUGGAAUAUUGCGCGCCCACUCAAUUCGUCGAAACUUCCGAGUAGGAGUUUGUUUUCUGGAUCGUCGGGAAUGAAAGAAAUCCCUUUAUAUUCUGACAAGCGCCUGUUAGUUGAUCGUGCGUUUAAUCUAUAGCGACUCCCUGGCAUCGUCAUAAUCUUGCGCUCACCUACACACGCACUUUCCGGGGCAAUCUGCCAUCUGCGGCAGCCGCCAGCAGCUGCUUGAUACUCGUCCCGAAGCUGAGAAAGUAGCUGUGCAGAGACACAAACAAAACGGUGACGAUCGUUAUCAUCGGCAUAGCUUCAAUCUCUCUUCAGAAUCUCUAUCGUCCCGACCUCAUUGUCAUCGACCGUCAUCAUCAUUAUCAUCGUCAUCGACGACAUCCACUAGUACAGAUUCCGAAAGCAGGAUGUCAUUCGAUCGCCAGGAAAAUCCACAACAUUCAAAAGAACGAAAGAAAAAGAGAGAGAGAGAGAAACUGUGUGAGAGAGAGAGAGAGAGAGAAACUGAGAGAGAGAGAGAGGAUAACGAGCUCCGUCCUAACGUCAUUCCUCAUGCGACUGCAUUCAUACUCGCCCGGCCGCGCCGUUUCCGCCAACGAGGCGGCCGAUGAAGACCCCACACGACUUCGAGCGCACCCAGUAGGACUUUGUCGGCUGGCCGUAAAUGCGACCGAAUACGUUCACGAGAGUAUAAACGUGAGCACGCCCUUACUCCAUGGUGCACGUGGGGGUCCGAUUUCAAACUAUAUAUAUUAUAUCCGUACCUUGGAGAGUGUAAAAGAUCUGCGGAAAGUCACAUUGAUGUCCUUGUGUCCUUUUGCCGUUUGGAACGAGUCAUACAACAUGUCCCUUGUUUUGCCAGUGCUUCAACAUGCACCUACGCUUCCUAUGUCGAUCUCAUUGCUCCCCAUUUUCCGUUCUCAUUUUCCCUCCUCUCCUCUCCUUGUCGAAGAGUGUGAAAUGACUUGCUACAUACUAGGGGGUAGGUAGGGCGGAUGUCUACGUUCCUGGGUACGGGGAAAGAACGCCAACUACCCGUGUCAAUAACUGUGCUCCCCUCUCCUUGUUCCCUUAGUAGGCCCCUUACAGAAGAAGAGCGACGAACUCGGCGUGCUCGUUUCUCCUCCCAGAAGACGUUUGUGGGGAUGCUCGCUUCGCCUCCGAGUCCUUCCUUUUGCGGUGCGGUCGCCGCAUCAUCAACACGCGCAGUGGUAGCUGCCUCUCUUUCUUGUCUUGUGUUGCCUACUCCGUGUCGCCGGGCGUGUCCGUGUUUUGUGCGUGUCUUGGGGGAGAGAGGUGGUGGGGUCUGUGGUUUUGGGUGGGUGGGUUCUCCUCUCCGGCGCGAGUCACACUUGUGCUUGGCGAUGCACACUUCUCUUCACAGGCUCGUCCGAGCCAUGAAUCCGUCCCCCCAUUUUCCCUACUCGUUCCUGAGCUUUCUGCCACCGCGAGCAAGGUCCCACUUGCGCAAAUUAGGAGAUUUCGGCCGUUGAUCUUUGCUAUCUACGGUCAGUUAUUCUCUCUUAAUAAUUCGUGCGAGUGGGACCUUUCUUGCCCCGGACGAGGUGCUGCAGGACCGGGUCAGUAAGUGGUCCCACCACCGACGCUGGUCUUUGCUGCUGCCAUCGACUUUCGUAACCGAUGUACAGAAAUGGACGAUCUCGGUACGUGUGGACCCCACCACGAGGGUCUCCACGGCCCUAUUUGCACACGAAACGCCAAACCGACACUCGACCAAGGGGCAGUGUCCUCUUUGUUUUUUGCUGUGAGCAGCGAGGCGAUCCUCCCCCUUGCUAGAGAAGAAGCCACUCUGCUCUGAAGCCUAUCCGCAGCCCCUCCGAGGUUGGGCUUCGGAAUGCUCUACCGUAAAGCUCCUCCGUAUCUGGGUGCCAGAGACAGACUUAUUCUGCCCAGAGCAUGCUCAUAGUAGUGCUACCGCUCAGAUUGAAUCUGGUCGCCGUCAGGGUCCAGAUGGAUCUCCAUUGAAGUCCAUCAUGCGUGACAAUGCUGUGCUGACGGGAAACAAACCAAGUAGUCGGCCGUUUGGUAGGUUUUGGCGGCCGACUGGUCGUCGUAACGAGUCCUGGGGAGGCCUGCCUCUUACAUACGCGGGGGCUAGGUCCCACUUUCAACUUGAAGUUGCGCGAAUGAAGAGGUACUGACCGUAGAUAGCAAAGAUCAACGGCCGAAAUCUCCUAAUUUCCGCAAGUGGGACCUUGCCCAGGAAGGGAUGUGAGUCACCACCACUCGUCAUUUCAUAAAUCGAAGAAGGAUCUAGUAGUCGGCUCUUUGCUUGCUUGCGGGUGGGCAGCGAAGAAGAGAGAGAGAGAGAGAGAGAGUCAAACCUCCAUAAUUUAUUAUCCAAUUGCACCAGUUUUUUGUUUCUUUUUUGUUUCCUUUUUCUUUCUUUUUCAAUUGAUUGAAACAUCUGCAGGGGGGGGGGGGGGCUGCUCGCCGUUCGGAGGUCGCGAUGGAGCUGUCAGGAGCCUUUGCUUGCUCGAGGGGACACGAGAGCACUGCGACGGUUUUUCUGCAGCGUUGAAUCGGCCGGUGGGUCUACUCGGGUGUCGACUAUGGAAUUCGCUGUGCAUUUGGGGCUGGCGUAGUAGGAGUACACAUUCUUUGCUGUCGACAGAGUUUGCCCGGAUCGCGACUUGGGAGUGUGCUCGCAUCGCUUCUGGCAUCAAGAAGAUGAAGUUUUCGCAAAAAAUCUGAAUGAGGGAGAAGGUAGUGCUGUUGGUCUGCAUUUGAGUUUGAGAUGCCAGAACCUCUCGUGUUACGUGGAUGGAUGGGUGGCGACAGUGCUUCGCUGGAAAAAAACUUCAACAAGUUUAUAUCUGACACAUUCUCAUUCUUUGGUCUUCCCACUUUCCUACUCCUGCUUUCCUUUUGGUUUUUCGCUUUAUAAAUUUCUGAUGUGCCCUCUUUUGGAGCAGAGGGACGCGGAGCUAUUGUACAGAACUAACAUGAUCAUGAUGAUACCGUACCAGUUGUAUCACCAUAAAUCAUCCCGACAUUUGUAUCAUCAUAGAAGAGAUGCUUAAGUGUAGUUGUCAUUGUCCGUCGUCCUCGAUUCUUCCUCUUGCUAUCCUCCUCCUCCUCCUCCUUUUCUUCAUUUUCCUCAUGUUGCUCUUCUGCUUUGUCCUAAUAUGUGCUCUUGUCA